CGUCUACGCAAGGUCAUCAAACCCCCCACCCGAUCCAACAACUGAUACGAGUUAGGCGGCAUUUAUGGUCCUCGAAAUGAAGCUGAUAAUCGCGUGUGAAUAUGGCGAUGGUACACAUCUGGUAAGAGCACACGUCCGGUUUACCAUCCUUUUCAAGACAUGCAUAAUACAACGGUGGGCGGCUCUUGCGCCCGCACCGUGAUAUUUGAAAGAGCCUUGAAACUAGACGAACGCAAUGGGAGAAUUUUCCUUGGACCUGUGUUCUUGACAAAUGUAUGAGAACAUUGCCGAAGUCAUGUACUGCAUAACCAUGUUUUCGAUCAAAUAUGUUGUUCUCCACCAAGUCAAGUCGAUCUUUUUCACGCACAACCGCAAGAGCCUUUUCCAUCGGGUAAUCACAAUCUUGAUCUGGUUGAACCUGCUGUUAUAUGCUGCCCUCGGCUUGGCAUUUGUUUUCGCGUGCACACCAAGGGAGAAGAUCUACCACCCAAUGAUCGAGGGUCGUUGCAUCUCAGCAGCGAUGGCCAUGUCUGCUGGUGGGGCGCUCAACAUCGCCUCUGACCUUUCAGUUCUGGUCAUCCCACUCUUUGGAAUCUCGAAAUUGCAGACGCCGCUCAAGAAAAAGCUGUUAGCUGGGUCGGUUUUUGCGGUUGGUAUAUUGUAUGCGCUUUCUCCCGCCCAUUCACCAAGGUUAUGGGAGAGCAAAACUAAAUGGGUCCUUGGCGCUACGGCCGCCGCCACGAUUCGAUUUUACUACGGCCUUCAGCUGUUCUACACUGAAGAUACGACAUGGGGAUUCAUGCCCAUUGGUAAUUGGACGACCAUUGAGUUUAUGAUGGGAUUUAUCGUCGCCGGCGCGCCUUAUGUUCCGCGGUUCGUGGAGAAGCUGCUGGGGCGCAAAAAGGAGACGCCUGUCUAUGCGUCCUACAAAAUCUCCUCCCUUGGAACCAAGAACCACAAGCCAAUGGACCGCCCCGAUGCUAGUUGGACAGCCCUCGGAGAGCAGGAGGGCAUGCCCUUUGACGGUGCGAUGAGAAGUCAAGCAACCGGCGAGCGCUUGUGAUUCUGUUUAAGAUAUCAGUUUGUAAAUUCAUGAAUACAUAAUCAAAAC
Molecule: messenger RNA, 1111 nt
Organism: Truncatella angustata
Lineage: Eukaryota; Fungi; Ascomycota; Sordariomycetes; Amphisphaeriales; Sporocadaceae
Exons: 3
Coding region: 272-1063 (263 amino acids)
Source: RefSeq, a predicted model, not a curated record